AGUCUCUCUUUAUUUUUUUUUUCUUUCUCUCUCUUGUUUAUCUUCUUCUCUCUCUUCAAAGCAGCCUUUGAAAACCCUAGACGUCCUCGAAUUUCGAGCUUAGUUUUGUCUAGGAAAGCUUCAAAAUUUGAUAAAUUGAGCUCAGAUUCAUGCUAAUUUGUGAUUUAUCAGUGUUUAUUUUCAUUUGAGUUUAAAGCUCUGAGCUUUUUUUUUUUUAAAAAAGAAAAAUCUUCUAGUUAUUUGGUCUCUGGAUCAGCUAGUUUUGGGAUUUUGGAGCUUAAAAGAUGUCUUCUUUAAGCAGAGAAUUGGUGUUUCUCAUACUUCAAUUCCUUGAAGAAGAGAAAUUUAUGGAGUCUGUGCAUAAACUUGAGAAGGACUCAGGGUUUUACUUCAACAUGAAGUACUUUGAGGAAAAAGUUCAGGCUGGAGAAUGGGAAGAAGUUGAAAAUUACUUAUCAGGAUUUACUAAAGUUGAUGAUAACAGAUACUCAAUGAAGAUAUUCUUUGAGAUCAGGAAACAGAAAUAUCUCGAAGCACUUGAUGGGCAAGAUAAGGCAAAGGCUGUUGAAAUUUUGGUUAGUGAUUUGAAAGUAUUCUCGACAUUUAAUGAGGAAUUAUACAAGGAAAUCACUCAGCUUUUAACUCUUAGCAAUUUCAGAGAAAACGAGCAGCUAUCCAAAUAUGGAGAUACGAAAACAGCUCGCAGCAUAAUGUUGAUAGAGCUAAAAAAACUCAUAGAAGCAAAUCCUCUUUUCCGUGAUAAGCUUGGGUUUCCUACUUUGAAGUCAUCAAGAUUGAGGACUCUAAUUAAUCAAAGUUUAAACUGGCAGCACCAGUUAUGCAAGAAUCCAAGGCCAAAUCCAGACAUUAAGACUCUAUUCACUGACCAUACUUGUUCACCUCCAAAUGGUCCUCUUGCUCCUGCACCUGUCAACCUUCCAGUUGCUGCUGUUGCAAAGCCUUCUGCUUAUCCAUCUCUUGGGGCACAUGGUCCCUUUCCACCAACUGCAGCAGCUGCUAAUGCUGGUGCCUUAGCUGGUUGGAUGGCAAAUGCUUCUGCUUCUUCAUCUGUUCAAGCAGCUGUUGUCACUGCAUCAUCCAUGCCAGUUCCACAAAAUCAAGUUUCAGUCUUGAAACGGCCAAGAACACCACCAACAGCCCCGGGUAUGGUUGAUUAUCAGAAUCCUGACCAUGAACAACUGAUGAAACGCUUGAGACCUGCCCAGUCUGUUGAUGAGGUUACAUAUCCGACAUCUCGGCAGCAGGCAUCUUGGUCUCUGGAUGACCUGCCAAGGACAGUAGCUUUAACCAUGCAUCAAGGUUCAGCUGUCACAAGCAUGGAUUUUCAUCCUUCUCACCAAACAUUGCUUCUUGUUGGCUCUGCUAAUGGUGAAGUUACUCUAUGGGAACUUGUGCAACGGGAGAGGUUGGUUUCGAAGCCCUUCAAGAUUUGGGAAAUAACGUCCUGUUCACUGCAGUUUCAGGCUUCUUUUGUCAAAGAUGCACCGGUUUCUGUCAACCGCGUUACCUGGAGUCCUGAUGGAAGUCUUGUGGGGGCUGCAUUUAAUAAGCAUUUGAUUCACUUGUAUGCUUAUACUGGGUCAAGUGAUCUACGCCAGCAAUUAGAGAUUGAUGCCCAUGCUGGAGGUGUUAAUGACUUGGCUUUUGCUCAUCCAAACAAACAAUUAUGUGUGGUAACCUGUGGAGAUGAUAAGCUAAUAAAGGUGUGGGAUUUGGGGGGACGGAAACUGUUUAAUUUUGAAGGUCACGAGGCCCCGGUUUAUUCUAUAUGUCCUCAUCACAAAGAGAACAUCCAGUUCAUAUUCUCAACUGCUAUUGAUGGAAAAAUAAAGGCUUGGCUAUAUGAUAAUGUGGGAUCUAGAGUCGACUAUGAUGCUCCAGGCCACUGGUGCACUACAAUGCUUUACAGUGCUGAUGGUAGUAGAUUAUUCUCUUGUGGAACAAGUAAAGAAGGGGAUUCUUUCCUAGUUGAAUGGAACGAAAGUGAAGGAGCAAUAAAAAGACAUUAUGCUGGAUUUAGAAAGAAAUCAACAGCAGGUGUGGUGCAGUUCGAUACCACACAAAAUCAUUUUUUGGCUGCAGGUGAAGAUGGACAGAUAAAGUUUUGGGAUAUGGAUAACACCAAUGUACUUACAAGCAUUGAUGCAGAUGGUGGACUACCGAGCCUUCCUCGCCUCAGAUUCAAUAAGGAAGGAAAUCUACUUGCUGUUACUACCGCAGAUAAUGGGUUCAAGAUAAUUGCAAAUGCUGCUGGUCUCAGAGCACUGAGAGCAGUAGAAACUCCAGGUUUUGAAGCAUUAAGAUCACCGAUAGAAUCGGCUGCUAUCAAGGUUUCCGGUGCUUCUGGUGUUGCAAACAUUAGUCCAGUCAAUCUGAAAGUGGAAAGGAGCUCUCCUGUCAGGCCUUCUCCUAUUCUUAAUGGAGUUGAUCCCAUGAGUAGAAGCAUGGAAAAGCCGAGAACUGUGGAUGAUGUAAUUGAUAAAACAAAGCCAUGGCAGUUGGCUGAAAUUGUAGAACCUGACGAAUGCAGAUUAGUUACUUUGCCUGACAGCACAGAUUCUUCCAGCAAGGUUGUUAGACUUUUAUAUACAAAUUCUGGUGUUGGCAUUUUGGCUCUUGGGUCAAAUGGUAUUCAAAAGCUCUGGAAGUGGGCACGCAGUGAUCAGAAUCCAAGUGGAAAGGCCACUGCCGGUGCCGUUCCGCAGCAUUGGCAACCAAACAGUGGUCUUCUUAUGGCUAAUGAUGUCUCAGGUGUUAACCUUGAAGAAGCAGUUCCAUGCAUAGCACUUUCAAAGAAUGACUCAUAUGUAAUGUCAGCUGCUGGAGGAAAGGUUUCACUCUUUAACAUGAUGACAUUCAAGGUUAUGACAACAUUCAUGUCUCCUCCUCCUGCCUCAACCUUCCUAGCAUUCCAUCCUCAAGAUAAUAACAUCAUAGCCAUUGGAAUGGAGGAUUCAACUAUCCAUAUCUACAAUGUUAGAGUGGAUGAGGUGAAAUCAAAAUUGAAGGGUCACCAGAAGAGAAUAACUGGUUUAGCUUUUUCCACCAAUCUUAAUAUUCUGGUUUCAUCGGGUGCCGAUGCUCAACUUUGUGUUUGGAGUAUUGACACAUGGGAGAAAAGGAAAUCAUUUACAAUUCAAAUUCCAGCAGGAAAGGCACCUACCGGGGUAACCCGAGUACAAUUCCACUCUGAUCAGACCCGCUUACUGGUGGUUCAUGAGACCCAGUUAGCAAUAUAUGAUGCCUCCAAAAUGGAUCGCAUUCGGCAGUGGGUACCACAAGAUGCGAUGUCUGCACCUAUAUCUUAUGCAGCAUACUCCUGCAACAGCCAAUUGAUUUUUGCGUCCUUUCGUGAUGGUAACAUUGGGGUGUUUGAUGCUGAUAGCCUGAGACUAAGGUGCCGUAUUGCUCCAUCAGCAUACUUAUCACCGGCUGUCUUGAAUGGAAGCCAAUCCAUUUACCCUCUUGUUGUGGCUGCACAUCCUCAUGAGACCAACCAAUUAGCUGUAGGGUUGACAGAUGGCUCCGUCAAGGUGAUGGAACCCAAAGCAUCAGAUGGAAAAUGGGGAACAAGUCCGCCGGUGGAUAACGGGAUACUCAAUGGCAGGACGACCUCAUCAUCCACUACAAGUAACCACACACCAGAUCAGUUACAGAGAUAAAAUUCCUUGUAUUCUAUUUCUUAGUUUGCAUCUGUAAUUUACCGACAUAGAAAUUAGGUUCCUAGUCCCUAUAUGUCCCUUAUCAAAGGUAAGUUCGGACAUGAAUGAUUAGAGAUAUACUCAUUCUUGUAUACUAAUGUCUAGUUAGCUGUAGUUAUUUAAUUUUUUUUCUGUUGUCCCUCCUCGAGUGACAUGCUCGUUCAAACAGUUAUUGUAUUGAUAAUUUGUUUCGCCUUCAAAUAAAACUCAAAUUGCGAUUGUGAUUC
Messenger RNA from Ricinus communis (castor bean), 3949 nucleotides. Its product is annotated as topless-related protein 3. Gene Ontology annotation, biological process: regulation of DNA-templated transcription. The transcript is spliced from 25 exons. The record is from RefSeq and is a predicted model, not a curated record. Gene Ontology annotation, molecular function: protein binding. Bases 285 to 3683 code for a protein of 1132 amino acids. Lineage: Eukaryota; Viridiplantae; Streptophyta; Magnoliopsida; Malpighiales; Euphorbiaceae.